Molecule: messenger RNA, 3517 nt
Organism: Colossoma macropomum (tambaqui)
Lineage: Eukaryota; Metazoa; Chordata; Actinopteri; Characiformes; Serrasalmidae
Gene: wdr59
Product: WD repeat domain 59
Exons: 27
Coding region: 28-2991 (987 amino acids)
Molecular function (GO): protein binding
Source: RefSeq, a predicted model, not a curated record
GUUUGUUGAUGUUUUGUUGAGAGUAACAUGGCGGCCCGCUGGAGCAGCGAGAAUGUGGUGGUGGAGUUUAGAGACGCUCAGGCUACUGCAAUGUCAGUGGACUGUUUAGGACACCAUGCUGUACUUUCUGGGAGACGGUUCUUAUAUAUUGUGAACUUGGAGACCCCUUCUGAGGCUCCUCGAAAAAUAGGCCGUCAGAGCAAGUGGGAUGUUGGAACUGUGCAGUGGAAUCCCCACAAAACAGAAGCCCACCUGUUUGCCGCAUCAAGUAACCAGCGUGUCGACCUGUAUGUUUGGCGUGAUGGAUGUGGAGAGGCACACACUUCCCUGCAAGGCCACACGCGAGUUAUAAGUGAUUUGGAUUGGUCCUGGUUUGAGCCAGAAUUUCUUGUUACAAGUUCUGUGGACACAUACAUCUAUAUAUGGGACACAAGAGACACUCGGAAACCCACAGUGGCCCUAUCUGCAGUGGCGGGGGCUUCUCAGGUGAAGUGGAACAGAAGGAAUCAGCACUGCCUGGCUUCCAGUCAUGAUGGAGAUGUCAGAAUCUGGGACAAAAGGAAACCUAAUACUGCUGUUGAAUAUGUAGCCGCUCACUUAUCAAAGAUUCAUGGCUUGGACUGGCACCCCGAUAACGAGUAUAUACUAGCAACUUCCAGCCAGGACAACUCAGUUAGGUUCUGGGACUACAGACAACCUCGAAAGUACCUCAAUAUCUUGUCCUGCCAAGUUCCUGUUUGGAAGGCGAGAUACACUCCCUUCUCUAAUGGGUUGGUGACAGUGAUGGUGCCGCAGCUCAGGCGGGAGAACAGUCUGCUGCUGUGGAGCACCCUAGACCUCAACAGCCCUGUUCAUGCCUUUGUGGGUCACGAUGACGUGGUGCUAGAGUUUCAGUGGAGGCCUCAGAAAGAGGGUUCCAAAGACUGCCAGCUUGUUACAUGGUCCAGAGAUCAAACUUUGAGGAUAUGGAGGGUAGAUCCUCAGUUACAGAAGCUGUGUGCUAAUGACAUUGUAGAGGAGCUGAUGGAAGGCUUGACUCUCACAAAUGAAUCAGAGAAGACACUCCGUUCUCAGGACUCUGAACCCCCACUCAGUCCUAGCCUUACUGUAGAUGACUCACAAGGUCAGAUUGAGAGCCUGCAGUCUGGCCUGGUGUCCAGUGGCAGGCAGGACAGCCCUGGCCUGCCCCAGACCCUGCAACAGGAAUUCUCUUUGGUCAACCUGCAAAUCCGCAAUGUUAAUGUAGAGAUGGAUGCUUUAAAUCGCACAUGCUUUGUGUCAGCCCACUGUGGAGCCAAUCAGGUCAGGCUUGUGGUGAAGUUUCCAGCACAGUACCCAAACAACGCUGCACCAUCUUUCCAGUUUGUCCCACCAACAACCAUCUCAUCCUCCAUGAAGACCAAGAUACAGAAGAUCUUGACAGAUACUUCACUUCAGAAAGUAAAAAGAAACCAGAACUGCCUGGAGCCCUGUGUGAGGCAGCUGGUGUCUUGCCUGGAGUCAGAUAUGGAGGAUGGCACAAAUCCACAUGUUUUCACCAACUCAGUGACCCCAGCUCUUCCUGCCUUCCCUCGUGUCACUAACACUUAUGGUUCCUACCAGGAUGCCAAUAUUCCCUUCCCGCGCACCUCAGGUGCACGCUUUUUUGGCACAGGUUCUUUAGUGUACUUUACCCGGCCCAUGUCUAUGCAUCGUACCGUCCCUCCUACUGAACCCACUCCUAGAUCACUUUCAGCACUCUCUGCAUACCACAGUGGCUUGAUGACACCCAUGAAGAUGCGCAGUGAGUCUCAGGCCACCCUGAGGCUGUACAGUGGCAGUCCCACACGCACAGAUAAAGAGCAUGUCUCCAUCUCCUCCUUUUACUACAAGGAACGGAAGCCCCCUCUGUCUGCCCCUCGCCGCUGGUCUGUGCAGACUAUUCAUGACUGUCCGAAAUCACGGCGUUGGAAAGGGAAACGAGAAGGAACAGACUACAACAACAGACCUAUAAAACUGGCGGGAAAAGUCAUCAUUCAGGAGAUCUCCUGCCUACUCCCUAUUCACAAAGCCCUUGCUGAGACUUAUGUACUAAAUGUGAACGACAUACAAGACACAUGUCAAAAGAAUGCAGCUGCAGCGCUGGCAGUAGGACGCAGAGAUUUAGCAAAGGUAUGGGCCCUGGCCUCUGCAGCUACCAAUCUUGACCUCUGUCCUGACUCUGACCCUGACGCUGACACUCCUUGGGCCAGACACCCUUUCGGACGAAAACUGCUGACGACUUUGGUUGAACACUACAGUCAGAUGAGUGAUGUGCAGAGUUUGGCCAUGCUGUGCAGUGUGUUCAGGGGUCAGGGGAUCCCCCAAGACUACUUCACCCUGUAUGGGCCACGCUCUUCAGGCUUCACCCUACACCACUCCCGCUACCCCAGCUACACUUCCAGUUCUGUUACAUCUGGUUCCUGCUCUAGUACCUCAGACUCCACCACCACCACUACGUGGAACGCCACUGGGCGGGAUUCAGAACAGCCCCCACCCUGGGGAGAGUCCUCCCCUGAUGACUACCGCUAUGCAAACCAGUUAUACCCAGACCCACGGGAGCGUGAAAAAGAGCAGCAUGACAUGAACAAAAGAUUAUUGGAUCCAGCCAAUACCUUGCAGUUUGAUGACUUCAAGAAAUGUUAUGGAGAAAUUCUGUACCGGUGGGGCCUGAAGGAGAAGAGGGCAGAGGUUCUGAAAUUUGUUUCUUGCCCUCCAGAGCCACACAAGGGUAUAGAAUUUGGAGUGUACUGCUGCCACUGUCGGAGCCAGGCCAGGGGAACUCAGUGUGCUGUGUGUAAACGCUUUACUUUCCAAUGUGCUAUCUGCCAUGUGGCUGUGCGUGGCUCCUCCAACUUCUGCCUGAGUUGUGGGCACGGUGGGCAUACCAGCCACAUGAUGGAGUGGUUCCGCUCUCAAGAGGUUUGUCCAACAGGCUGUGGCUGCCACUGUCUACUCCAAAGCACUUUUUGAAGCCUCUUUAAAUCCCUCAAUGCAUCCAACCAGGUCCCAGGAUGUGCCUCAAACCUCUUAGUACUGUAACAAGGCUUGGUCUGCCCAUCUUAGCAGACCAUGCUGUCACUCUGUGAAACAGCACUGAAAAACACAAUGGAUUCUUGCACUGCUCUGGCCGACUGGCCAUAAUGCAAGUAACACUUACAGUUAGGAUGGAUUGAAAAUAGCCUUAUUUAGUAAUAUACAUUCACAGGAUAGCACAAUUUUUGUUCUUAUUUUUAAAUUGAUGUAGUUUGAUUGCUCUACAUGGUGCCAAGAAACUGAAAGUGAGCACCUGUAGAAAGAGAACUAAAUGUGCUGCUGAUUUUACAAUCAUGGUCAUGUGGCCUAAAAAGUGUUUUCUUCUGUUUCAGUUUGUUUGGUCUUUUCAUUUGAAAAGAAUAUUUAAGUAUUGUGCUCUUCCAUAAGGGAAUAUUGAAGGACUAACCAGCAUUUACAAAGUUUAUGCCAUCAAUUCAGAAAUAAAUUUGUUUAAGUACCUGCA